Molecule: messenger RNA, 1662 nt
Organism: Lindgomyces ingoldianus
Lineage: Eukaryota; Fungi; Ascomycota; Dothideomycetes; Pleosporales; Lindgomycetaceae
Product: amino acid transporter-like protein
Exons: 9
Coding region: 1-1662 (553 amino acids)
Biological process (GO): amino acid transmembrane transport
Cellular component (GO): membrane
Molecular function (GO): amino acid transmembrane transporter activity
Source: RefSeq, a predicted model, not a curated record
AUGCGAAAGUGCAGGCGUUUAAAGGGCCACAAUAGCCACACCUCAGACGGUCCGGACUACAGCAAUCCCUCAUCGCCAUCGCGGAGUCGGAAAUGGCGGAAAAAGCCACCUUACCCACCGAGAAGCAUCCAGGUCGAAAACGUGGAUGGGUUGCAUCGCCGACUGUCGAACCGUCAGAUCCAAUGGAUCGCUAUUGGAGGCUCAAUUGGAACAGCACUGUUCGUGAGCAUCGGAUGGGGGCUUGUGGAGGGCGGACCGGGCAGUCUAUUCAUCGCUUUCGCGGGCUACUGUGCCAUCUUGGCGCUUGCGAAUAGCUGCAUGGCUGAGAUGAGCGUCUUCAUGCCGGUUGUGGGUGGUUGGGUGCGCAUGAGCUCGAAAUGGAUCGACGAGGCCUACGGUUUCAUGGCAGGAUGGAAUUUCUUUCUUUACGAAGCUGUGCUCAUUCCUUUCGAGAUCUCCGCGCUGAACCUUGUCUUGACAUACUGGCGAGAUGAUAUCCCUGUCGCCGCUGUUGUCGCUGCCUGUAUUGUCCUCUAUGGAAUCAUCAAUCUUUUCGCUGUCCGUGCAUAUGGUGAGAGCGAGUUCUGGCUGGCCUCUGGUAAAGUCCUUCUGAUUUUCAUGCUCUUCUGCUUCACAUUUGUCACUAUGGUCGGUGGUAAUCCCAAGCAUGACGCAUACGGAUUCCGAUACUGGAAAAACCCAGGCUCCUUUGCAGAAUACAUUCACACCGGUAACCUUGGGCGUUUCGAAGGCUUCCUCGGUGCCUACUUUCAAGCCUCAUUUACCAUCGUAGGCCCAGAGUACGUUGCCAUGGUUGCUGGCGAAGCCAUCUAUCCUCGCAAAACGAUUAAGGCUGCCUUCAAGACUAUGUACUUCCGCUUCGGCAUCUUCUUCAUAAUGGGCGCGCUCUGCGUGGGUAUUGUCUUGCCCUACAACGACAAAACCCUCAACGACCUCCUGAGUACCCAAGGAACAGGGACGGGCGCAUCCUCGCCUUACGUCAUCGCGAUGAAGAAUAUGGGAAUUAGUGUACUUCCGGAUUUGACGAAUGCGCUCAUGGUCACUUCGAUCUUCUCUGCUGGAAAUUCAUACGUCUACUGCGCAACCCGCACCCUCUACUCCCUUUCCAUUGAUGGCCACGCCCCGCAGUUCCUCCAAAAAACUACCAAAGCCGGAGUCCCCAUCUACUGCUUCUGCGUCACCAUGGUGUUCCCACUCCUCGCUUUCCUCAGUGUUGGUCGUGCGGCCUCUGAAGGCGUGAAAUGGCUCGCUAACAUAACGCAAGCUGCGCAACUGAUGGACUACAUAUUCAUGUGCACGCUCUAUCUCUUCUUCUACCGCGCCCUGAAAGUUCAAGGUUACGACCGCAACUCCCUCCCAUACAAAGGCUGGGGCCAGCCCUAUGUCGCCAUCCUUGGGGUCAUUCUCUUCUCCAUAACCCUGGCGAUCUACGGCUACGCUACUUUCUACGCCUUCGAUGUCGGCACGUUCUUUACAUAUUAUGCUAUGUGCUUCAUAUGCAUCAUCCUUUGGGUCGGAUUUAAGUUAAUCAAGCGAAGUAAAUUUAUCAGGCCUGAAGAUGCAGAUCUGGUCUGGGAGAGACCGAAGAUUGACGCGUAUGAGGCAAGACAGAAAAAGAAGAAGACGGCGGAGGUUGCGUAG